GAACUAGACUGGAUUUUAGCGGGUGUGAAUGAAGACCGAAGGAAACACAGCCAGUAAUUCUCUAACAGAUUGUAAAGCUGAGAUUCUAUAGCUGCAGUCUAGAAUAACAUGCAGCUGGGCUUUACUUACUUACACCUGUCUUUGUGAUGACAGACGUGAGUGGCUGCACACUGAUGGAUGGCAGAAGACAUGAGAUGAUCCGGUCUCCCGCAAACCCGUCUGGCUGCGUCCGGGAUCUGUGCGCAAACUCAAGAGGACAGCAUGAACAUGUGGACUACAGAAGUCUCUGAGUGAGAUCAUGGAUCAGCUGCUGUCUGUCUGCAGGACUGGAUCCACAUAUUUAUACGUUACUUACAUUAGAAAGUCUUCCGAACCUGGGUUAGACCACUUCCUGCUGGGGAUAGGUGAUCUGACGCCACGCCCACGUAAAUCAGCUGACAAAGGGUUAAUUUAGGUGCUGGGGCUCAAAAUGGCGGCAGCAACACUUUCUUAGUGAUCGCGUGCUUUUAGCACUCGUGUUGAUUUAAACUGGACGUGGAGGAAACCAGAUUCACCCGAGCUGAUGGAGGAGAGAGAGAAAGCCGGACCAGGACCAGGAAGGAGGAGAACCCAGAGUAUGGACGAACCUCCAACAGGUGAUGUCCUUGAAGAAGACGAAAACCAUCCUGCCAUCCCGGGGCUGAAUUCAUGCUGCUGCCUUCAGGGCGCAGAUACAGUCUGCUACGAUGCAGAACUGAUUAAAAGGUCAUUUAUCCCGGCUGUUAUCAUUUGUCAGACAUGAGGCUGGUUCUUGUUGGGAAGACUGGAUCAGGGAAGAGCUCCAGCGGAAACACCUUACUGGGAAGAAACGCCUUCACUGAAGCGGUCAGCCUGCUGUCAGUGACCGGACAGUGCUGCAAGCAGAAAGGUUUGGUCUUCGGCAGAGAGCUGACCGUCGUCGACACGCCCGGCCUCUUAGACACCUCAGAGUCUGACCACACAGUGAAGAGAGAGAUCGCUAAAUGCAUUAACAUGUCGGCCCCGGGGCCCCACGCCAUCCUGCUAGUUAUCAAGGUGAGACCCUUCACAGAAGAGGAAAGAAAUUCUGUCAGGAAGGUGGAGGAGGUCUUUGGGAAGGAUGCAUGGAAGAACACCAUCAUCCUCUUCACGUACGGAGACCGAGUUGAGUCAGACUUUGAGCGACAGCUGGAGGAGGCCGGACCGGAGCUGCUGGAGAUCCUGAGGAAGGCAGGAAACCGAUAUCAUGUCUUCAACAACCUCAAAGCCAACGAUCGUGGACAGGUCCUGGAUCUGCUGGAGAAGGUGGAGCAGAUGGUGGCUGCCAACGGAGGAGGGUUUUACUCCAACUACACCUACCAGCAGGUGGUGGAGAUGCUGGAUCAGAGAGAAGCAGAGCUCAGAGAGUUCUACCAGAAGAAACUGGAGGAGAAAAUAAAAGCUGUGGCGUCCAAGUACGAGAAGAAGCUGAGUGAAGCUCAGCAGGAGCAUCACAAGGUGGAGGAACGACUGCAGUCUGAGCUGCAGGAGGUGAAGCGCUACUAUCAUGCUUUGGAGAGUGGAGUCCGUCAGGUUGUGGAGCAGAUAGUGUCAACCGACUCCAAACAAGACAUUCUGAAGUUUCAUGAGACUCUGAAACUAAACUAAAGCUUGUAAACUCUGCUGGACCCUCCGCUGUGUCCAGCUGUACAGCUCUGUAGCCUGACUGUGUUCAAACUCUGAGAACAUGAUUCUGGGAAAAUGUGUCUAAACAGAUGCACAAACGACAAGAAUACUUCCAUUUCUUGAAGUACUCUCCAAACUGGGUGUUGGUACCAACUGAAGUGCCAUGCUAUCUUACCCUGGUACUACUAUGUGUUUUGCCAACUGUUGUGUCCCCCAUGCCAAACCUGUUUUUAUGUUAGACUGAGUAGUUGUGGAAUUGUUUUGGCUUGUCUCUGCUCAUGUGUUUCAAGGCUGAGUAAGACCAAAUAUUCCACUGUCUUAAAUCUUUAUGUACUUCUUUUCUCUGGGCCAGACACUCCAAGCGGGGGUGGGACCACUGGCCUAAGUGAAUCUGUGGAGUACUUCUCUGUUCUAAUUUUUCCUUUAAUAAAUAUCAAAAAACAA
Messenger RNA from Micropterus dolomieu (smallmouth bass), 2106 nucleotides. Its product is annotated as GTPase IMAP family member 7-like. Gene Ontology annotation, molecular function: GTP binding. The transcript is spliced from 5 exons. The record is from RefSeq and is a predicted model, not a curated record. Bases 778 to 1644 code for a protein of 288 amino acids. Lineage: Eukaryota; Metazoa; Chordata; Actinopteri; Centrarchiformes; Centrarchidae.